Molecule: messenger RNA, 603 nt
Organism: Ophidiomyces ophidiicola
Lineage: Eukaryota; Fungi; Ascomycota; Eurotiomycetes; Onygenales; Onygenaceae
Gene: RPS8A
Product: ribosomal protein S8A
Exons: 2
Coding region: 1-603 (200 amino acids)
Biological process (GO): maturation of SSU-rRNA from tricistronic rRNA transcript (SSU-rRNA, 5.8S rRNA, LSU-rRNA); translation
Cellular component (GO): cytosolic small ribosomal subunit; ribosome
Molecular function (GO): structural constituent of ribosome
Source: RefSeq, a predicted model, not a curated record
AUGGGUAUCUCCAGAGAUUCACGCCACAAGCGUUCGGCCACCGGUGCAAAGCGCGCUCACUACCGAAAGAAGAGAGCUUUCGAGAAGGGUCGCCAGCCAGCCAACACCCGUAUUGGCCCCAAGAGAAUCCAUCUCGUCCGCACCCGUGGUGGCAACCAGAAGUUCCGCGGUCUCCGUCUCGAAUCCGGCAACUUUUCGUGGGGUUCUGAGGGCGUGGCCCGCAAAGUCCGUGUCAUCGUUGUCGCCUACCACCCUUCCAACAACGAACUCGUCCGCACCAACACCCUCACCAAGUCCGCUGUCGUUCAGGUUGACGCCACCCCCUUCAGGCAAUGGUACGAGGCACACUACGGCCAACCCCUCGGCCGAAGACGCCAGGCCAAGGCCGCCGAGGAGGAAGUGAAGAAGUCCAAGAGCGUUGAGAAGAAGCAGGCCGCCCGAUUCGCCGCCCAAGGCAAGGUCGAGCAGGCUCUUGAGAAGCAGUUUGAGGCUGGUCGUUUGUACGCCGUUAUCUCCUCGAGACCCGGACAAAGUGGCCGAGUAGACGGAUACAUUCUUGAGGGCGAGGAGUUGGCUUUCUACCAGCGUGCUAUCAGAAAGUAA